GUCUAUGACGUAAGAAUUGCCUCGAGAAUCUCAAGUUCAUCAUGCGCUUGUGACAUCGCGCGAACGAUUAUGGAUUUCUGCUGUGCAGUUUUCUUGGAGAAUUAUUUAGGUUAAGAAAACUUUCGCGUUUUGUGAAUAUCUGUCGUGCGUGGACCAAAAGGAUCGCCGAUAUGAAAUGCGUCAUACCUGGAGGAAAUGUCAAGGUCUUGGCAAGAGCGAUACACACACUGGCAAAGAUUGGGGAUGAGAUGUACGUGAACCCACUGCAGGAAUCCAUCUCCUUUCGCGCGAUCAACAUGGCAAAGUCGGCAUAUUGUGACUUUACGUUCCAAAAGACUUUCUUCUCCUACUAUACUCUUGGAGACCUUGAAAACGAAGAAGCACAGAGGUGUAAAAUCUCCAUGAGAAGUGCCAUGACUGUCUUCAAGUCCGCACACACACUGGACAAACAAGUGGAGACUUGUCAUAUUUGCUUAGAAGUGGACGCCUGUGAUCUGAUAUUUAUUUUGAAAUACAAGAACGGUGUCAACAAGUCCUACUUGUCGCCCAUCCUGGAUUCUGAAAAGUUGCAAGCAUCUUACACGAAGAGCGGUAUGACCAAUGAACUGAUGUCGCGCGCUCGAACGUUCAUGGAUGCGCUGCAAAACUUCCCACAGAACUUGUUCGAAAUAACGCUCGAGUUAACGGCGCAGAAGUUGCUGCUCAGGAACUACGUGGACGACGCGUUAGUCAUGGCGAACACUACGCGCACGCAACUGGCUCUCGGCAUUGGAGAGUUCGAGCGUUACACAGUAAGCGAGAACAGCCAAACGAGCAUUACGUUUUGUCUGAAGGAGCUCAGAUCACUACUCACCUUCAGCGAGAACGUAGGAGUUCCAGUUAGUGUGCAUUUUGAAACAGCGGGAAGACCAAUGCUGCUCGCGUUGAAGAACCAGAUCCUUGAGGCGAAUUUGUUACUAUCGACUCUGAAUCCGGACCUUGACAGCCAAUCGGACUUAACUUCAAUCAGACCGAUGCAACCCGUUCGAAAGAGAAACGCUUCUUCGAGAGGCGUUUCCAGACGUGGUAGCAAAGCUUCCACAAGUCGGACAAAGAAAUCUACUGCCACUGCCAAACCUGCGAUUAACAGUACAUUCAGGGAUAUGCCAGUUGAGGAGAUCAAUCUGACGGAAAACCGAUUCGACCAAACCGCGGGUGCCUCCACGAGCACGCUUUUCAGGGAAACAGAAGCGAAUAAUUCUGCAAAUAAUAUUCAGGAGAGGAAUCAAAGGCAGUCGGGACAGAGUCGCCUCUUCGCGUUGAGUCCUGCCAGCACGACGUCCCGGACGAGCAACAGCAGGAUCUCGGAGGAUCAACAAAGGUUGGUGAGCACGGUAUUUUCCAGCAUCACGAAGCGGAAGUCGACGAGCGAUGACGAGAGUUUCAAGGAGAAAGAGAGAGCAGAUAGGUGUGUCGAUUUGGAAGAGAACGUACCACGUUCACCGCCGCCACGUGCGGUUGCCAAGAGAGCCAGGGUGGUGUUUCAGAAGUGUUUUCAAAGUACUUUCGAUCCCCGUAUGUUGCCUGGUCACGACAUUAUUCUGGUAGAUGAUUCCGAUGAGAAUAAUAGCGACUAAAGUAUUUAUUUAGGAGAUCUGAGAGUUUUUAUGAUGGAACUUUCGAUGUAAAUACAAAUUAGAACAAUAUUUACAUGGUUGAAGCUUUUAUUUGAAAUUCAGUGUUAAAAUUAGGUGUUAGAAGAAUGAUUCAGAAUUUAUACGAGAAUUAUUUUUGAUACUUUUGAUAUCAGGUCCACAAUUCUUCAAAUUAUAAAUUGUUUUCUUUUACACAUACUGAUCUUAAAGAUCUGUCUUAUAAAGAAACAUGAUUUGUAAAGCUAGAUCUGUCGACAUUGUACACUGCAGCACAUAGCGUAUACAUUUAAAGAAGAAUUGUAUUUUCAACGUAGAUCUUUCACUGUAAAUAAGAAAUUUCGUUUGUAAAGAUUUUAUAAAUAAAGAGAUAUAAAUAAAGAACGAUUUUCUACAAUA
This is a messenger RNA of Ooceraea biroi (clonal raider ant), 2030 nucleotides long. It is a transcript of the gene Rad9, whose product is annotated as cell cycle checkpoint control protein Rad9. Gene Ontology annotation, biological process: cellular response to ionizing radiation; DNA repair; mitotic intra-S DNA damage checkpoint signaling. NCBI's taxonomy places the organism in Eukaryota, Metazoa, Arthropoda, Insecta, Hymenoptera, Formicidae. The record is from RefSeq and is a predicted model, not a curated record. Gene Ontology annotation, cellular component: checkpoint clamp complex.